AAAAGACCCGGGAUUCCAGCGGCUGGAGCGAAGCUGCCAUAGAGUGGAAAGAUCCAACCACUACUCAGUUCUCUUCAUGCCUGUUUGCCUGGCCUUAUCAUCUCCAUUUUAAACCAACAGCAGAUAUUAACAUCAGUGUUGAGGACGAAGCCCAGGCCUUGCAAUUGCUAGUCUACCACUGAACUAAAUUUCCAACCCAACUUAAACCAUUUUGGAGUUUGAGUUUCAGCUGAGCCAUCUAUUUCAUCUCUAAGCCAAAAUGAGCUGUAAGAAGCGGAAAUCACAGAUCUCAUUUAAUCCAAGGAAAAAUAAAAAAAUUAAGGACUAUUUCUCUCAGGUCCCCAAAGAAGAGCAGAAUGACCCCAACACAGUAAAAGUGGACUCUAAAAAAAUGCCAAGGGAUAUAACCAACACCAGGGACCAAAGACCACUUUCACCCAGGAAAACUCGACAAGAUCAGACUCCUCCCCUAAAUAAGAAAAUCACAGUAACCUUGGGUGUGAACUCUAGGAAACACAAAAACAUGAAAUAUGAGCUCACGUGUAGGGAGACAAGCAGCUUGUAUGCAGCACUCAACACUCUCAGUGCUGUCAGAGAAGAGGUAGAAAGUCAAAAGGGCAGAGAAAUGCUGGUGUGUGGCAAAGAAGGAAUUGAAGGGUACUUAAACCUUGGCAUGCCCGUCUGCUGUAUACCAGAAGGCAGCCAUGUCGUCAUUACAUUUUGUCAAUGUAAAAGUAAGACACAGGAAAAUAAACAAUUCUUUGAAUCACAGGACCAAGCAUCUACCAAUUACGUCCGAUUUUGCAUUCAUGCAGUUGGGAGUAAGAGGAAAAAGAUUCUGAAGUGUGGAGAACUUCAGAAAGAGGGGAACAAACUCUGUGUCUAUGGCUUCAAAGGAGAGACCAUCAGGGACACUCUGAGGAAGGAUGGCAGGUUUUGUACUUUCAUAGAGAGUGACGAUUGGAAACUCAUUAAUGACCUGGACACCAUCAUAGAAAACACACAGCCAGUUGAUGAGUUAGAGGGCAAGCUUUUUCAGGUUGCAGCUGAGCUACCAAAGAACCCCAGAGUAGUCUCUGUCACUCAGAAUUCUGGGUCAGAGAACAGAAACUUUCAUAAGCUAGAAGAGUACAUUGUGAAUGAGUACACUACAUUGAAAGAAGAAGGAAAAAAACUUAGAGCAUACAUCAAGGAAAAAAGUGAAAAAAGGAAGAAGAAAGCUUCCUUAUUCAAAGUGCAUAAAGAACACUUUGGGAAAAUGACAAGAAAUUCUACUCCUGUUAAAGUGGUCAAACAUCUUUCGAGGGUCAGUGACUCAGUUGGGUUCCUAUGGUGGAACAACAAUGGAAAUGCAGGCUGUGCCACCUGCUUUGUUUUUAAAGAGUUGUACAUUUUGACUUGUCAGCAUGUGAUAGCUAGCAUUGUGGGUGAAGGCAUAGAUUCAAGUGAGUGGGCAAACAUAAUUAGUCAGUGUGUAAAGGUGACCUUUGAUUAUGAAGAGUUACUACCAACAGGAGACAAGUUUUUUAUGGUUAAACCUUGGUUUGAAAUAUCUGAUAAACACCUUGACUAUGCUGUCCUGGAACUGAAGGAAAAUGGACAAGAAGUACCUGCUGGGCUGUAUCAUAGAAUAAGACCUGUGCCACAUAGUGGGUUGAUUUAUAUCAUUGGCCAUCCUGAGGGAGAAAAGAAGUCUAUUGAUUGCUGUACAGUGGUCCCUCAAAGUAGUAGAAGAAAAAAAUGUCAGGAAAAUUUUCAAGCAAGAGAGGAAGCAGGCUUCUGUUUUUCUACAUCUUUUAUCCAUAUGUACACACAAAGAAGUUUCCAGGAAAUGCUUCACAACUCUGAUGUGGUUACUUAUGACACCAGUUUUUUUGGUGGGUCUUCUGGAUCCCCAGUAUUUGAUUCUAAUGGUUCAUUGGUGGCCAUGCAUGCUGCUGGCAUCACUUGUACAUACCAGGCUGGAGUUUCCAAUAUCAUUGAGUUUGGUUCUAUUAUGGAAUCCAUUGAUGAUCAUAUGAAGCAAGAUAAAUAUAAAGAGUGGUAUAACACAAUUUCUGGAAAUGUUCAGAAUGUAGAAAUGCUGAGCAUAGAUUUCUGAGGGCUGGAAAGGGUUUAGUCUUUUAAAACUUUAAGGGAAUUGCCUAUUGUGUUUUUCUGCAGACAAUAAUGUUUUAUGAAGUUUCAAAAUGAUUGCUUUCACCCCAAAAUGGCAGUUCUAGAUUACGUCCUAGGUACCAGGCAUUUUUAGUUUAUUCAAACAAACAAACAAACAAACCAAGACAAAACCAUCAAUUGAACUAUUUAUGUAAGGUAACAUGGAAAAGAAAAUUAAGUGCUAAUGUGGUCUCGGAGAUCCUAGUGUCAGGAAAUGCUACGAUGUGAGAAAGUUCAGAGCAUAGAAACUGGAGUUGUUGGCCAAAAGAUUCAUGGAAAAAAAGAAGCCUACCAUGCUUCUGGAAACUUGAACCAAUUUCAAACAUACUCAUUUGGUUCUACGCUUAUCUCCCUUCUCUGCUGACCAGAGCUCAGCCAGGACACUGGAUCACAGAGUUUUCAGCCCUAAGAUGCCCCUGAUCAUAGAUGCCCUUCUUCCACUUUGGCUUUCUUACUUAAGACUUGGAUCUGAAAUUAACCUUCAAGGAAUGGUUUUGGAAAUCAUUGAGCAGGCAAGGAACUGGUCUCUGCCAUAGAAUUUGUGCACCUGAGAGUUCCUGGUCUUGAGUUAUGGAGAGCAAGCACUGGUUUCUACUUCAUAGGAUUCACAAUGGAGAGGGCUAGGAAGAUACUGGACAAUUUUCAGCAGUGUGACACUCAAGUCCUGGUCCCUUGGAGAGAAAGGACGCGGUGUUCAAGAAGUAAUCUCAUCAAAAUCAGAGUCAAUGAGACCUUACAUACAGAAGACAUGAGGUCUUAGAUUAUUGGAGGGAAAGUGGAACGAGUAGUUGAGAUGCUGAGGGAAGGUUGCUAAGAGAUCUGGCAUUGCUUCAAUUCUUCCCUUAUCAGAACGAAAUAUGUCCUGUGUUAGAGCUAGCAUGAUCGCAAGCCACAACUCCCCUUAUUUUCCAGACACCUCCUAGUCCUAUUGUGAGAUAUUUUGUGUCCCCUGCCCAAUGUAUUGUUCCCAAAUCAAAUACAGAUGAAUCACCAUUAAACAUAGUGAAUUUUGAGAUACAAAUUAAAAAAAUUAUUUGUAUGG
Mus musculus (house mouse) is the source of this 3199-nucleotide messenger RNA. It is a transcript of the gene Fam111a, whose product is annotated as family with sequence similarity 111, member A. Gene Ontology annotation, cellular component: nucleus; cytoplasm; chromosome. The coding region runs from base 260 to 2101 and encodes 613 amino acids. Lineage: Eukaryota; Metazoa; Chordata; Mammalia; Rodentia; Muridae. The transcript is spliced from 4 exons. The record is from RefSeq and is marked validated.